GCAGGGCACCCGCACCCAAAACUCUUGCUGUAUAUAACUUUGAUGACAUUUACAAUUUCCGCCUGACAACUCACUGUGACGUCACAAGUGCCUCGCUCUUGAAUUUUGCAAUUCUUAGAACCCUCCAAGGUGGGGAUGGGUCUGAGCCGAGCUCUGUGUGCAGGGGUGUAGUACAUGCCAGGAAGUUGGGGAGCCUUAGCCCAGCACUGAACAUCAUGCCCGGGUUGCCUUUCCUUCUUCAUCUGAGACUCUCUUGAGGCCUCAUUCUGGGAACCAAAAAUAUUUUGAAUAUUCUGGGUUUUAAUUUUUUCCUCCUUGCCUCAGCAAAACCACUGGCUUUGCAUCCCCGAGAGUCACUCAUCGUCUGAGCUCCCUCCCCAUUCCAAAGCUGUCCGCAAGCCUUCUCCUCAGCUGAUCCUCAGCUACUUGGGGUAGAGGUGGGAGGCUUGGGGACCCAAAAAGCCAGAAAUGAUUUCUCCCAGAGGGAGCCUUAAGAGUCCCAGGCUGAGUGGGCUGGGACAGAGUGCUUGGGACCUAUUUUACUUUUUAACCUUCGGUCAGAGAAGUGAAUUGAGAAGCCAAACAAAUGCCAGUGUGAUGUGGCCGUUUGUGUCUGCUGAUGGUAGUAGCAGCAUUAAGUAGAGUGGCUGUAAGGCAAGGUCGGGCAGAAAUCUGGAAAGAGAGGGAGGAGAGAAAAUAUGACAGGAGUUAGCAGCGCCUUCCACGUACCUUUCUUCUCUGUUUAAUUGCAAAUAAAGUAAAAGCAGCUAGAGCAGCCUCUGAAGCUCUCAGCUCAAAGGAUGGGUCCCAGCCAGGCCUCUGAGGUGUUGGGGCAGUUCUCAGGCACUUGCCAUGCCCCAUCUGGCCUCUUCCUCCUUCCCCCCUGCCCACUGACCCCCAACUUUGUUCAGCUGGCCAGCCUCUGAUACUGUCCCCAAACUAUCAGCAGCCCCAGAUGGGGUCCUUUGCCAGGUUGGAUAUGUUGAAUUUCAUUUUUCUCCAUGUGUGUCCACCACGUCUGAACUUUGAAAAGAGGAAUGUUCUUUUUUGGAAUGCAGCUUGUGUAUGGGGAGCGAGGUGCUCAGACAACUUCCCCCACCAAAUGUAUGAAAAACUGGGGGUUUCUUGGGUGAGCUGUGCUUUGGUAGCUCCAAGCAGACCCAGUUCCCCGCGUUCAGGUUCUCUGGCAGACUCUGUAAUCCUUUUACUCAGGAUUCUGUGGAGAUCAAAGGAUCUUGUACACAAAACACUAGGCAUUUAGAGUAGGUUUUUUUUUUUAAUUUUAAAAUAAAACCAUCUAAUCAUAAGCCAGUCCGGCCAACUGAGCAGUUGCUUUAGAACAGCAAAGCCUAAAUCAAACAGUGCGAUUGCAAGGUGAGCUGAACAAUUAAUGAAACUCGGCUUUCUCUGCAAAAGGGAUUUCAGCCUCACCCAGUGGCACAAAAAAAGGCCAGCCGGUGGGGCAGUCGCUCCUCUCCCCGCCCUGAAAUCCAGAAUUAGGAAGAGGGGUAUGUGGCUGCAGUGGCUUCCAGGCUGUUAAGCACCCAGGCCAACCUCUGAGCUCUGCAGCUCCAGUGUCCGAGCCCCUGAGCUGCCUCCGGAGGCUGCGGGCUGUUGCUGGUGGCGCCGGCAGCCAGGCAGCCAGGAAUGGUGUCUCUCUGUGUGCGAGGCUGGGUGAGUCACAGCGUCCACGCAGAGUUGGGGGAUCUAGGAGAGAGAGUAGACCACCAGAAGGCAAACCAAGGGGACCUCUAGAAAAGACAGACGCCAAAUAAAAAUUCCAGAUCUCCUCCCUUUCAUAUCAGACACCCUUCCCCACGAAAUUGAUAGAUUUCCCACUACAGAGUAGAAAGCAAAGACAGGCAAGGUGAGGCCUGUCCAUAAACCCCUUCAGGGCCAGAGGCCAGUCCUGCUACCUCCGCCUCAGUUCAGAGCUACACAGGGCCCCAGCUCCUGAGCCAGGAGCUGGGUGAGGUUGGAGCAGGAACAGUGAGACUUGCCCCGGGAAACCCCCAGUGUCCAGCGUCCAGGGCAACCCUCAGCAUUGGGGACUCCAGGCCAGUGACUGCUCCCCACUCAGGCCAUGGCGCCUGCAGUGAGUUCCUCUCCUAUAAUUAGUGCUCAAGAAAAGCAUGUGUUUUGGAUGGGGGGGGUGUAAACUGGAGCAGCUAGCAGCAACUCCCCCCCCCCUUUAUUCCUUUUCUGUGUUUUUAGAAUUCUGUUUUUGAAUCCACUAAUUACAACUUGGAAAGCAAAAAUCUGCUCUUGCCGCCAGUUCCCUCCUAAUGCCUGAUUUGGGAGGCCGAAGGGGCAGAGCAACUCAGAGACCUGCGGGCCUGAUGGGGGGUGUUCUCUGAUUUCUCUUGGCUCAUUUUAUAGAAACAAAGAACAAGUUCUCCCCCCACACACACACCCGCCAGGACUUGAGCAUAUUUACAGAGCUCAACUGCAGUUUUAAUAAAACAUCUGUUCUUGCUUCUGCUGAUGAGUUUCCAUAAUUGUUUUCAGACAAAUUUAACAGGAAAAUAUAAAUAUAUAUUUUUAAAAGCCCCAAUCCUAGCUUUCCCCCCAUAGAAAGUGGUUCUUUUGCUCCCAAAAUAGAAUUAACGUGAAAUAAGAAAAGGAAAAUACAACCCUAUAGAGGGAAGAUCGGACUCAUUUGACCUGCUCUCCCCCCUUGGAGCGAAUCCUGCCAGCACAUUUCAGCUGCAUCAUUAAAGAUGUAACUGAAAGAGGAGACUUCUUUCCUCAUGAGCCGAAGGUGAGGGGGACGGAUGUGUUGGAAAUUAAUUUUACUGAGUCUUUAAGUAGUGGGGGAAUUUAUUUGUAUUUCUGCUUCCCCUUGUCUCCCCCUUCCAGCAUUUCUGCCUUUUUCCCCCAGCAGCUGGUUUCUGUUCAUUAUAAACCGGCAAGACCUUUCGGUCUCUGCCCUCUGUUUAGGGACGUCAUAAAACACUUAACUUUCUGGGGCUGAGACUUACAUUCUGCUCCUCAGGUUGCCCACCCCCACGACCAGUGCCUUUAGGCCCCAAAAGAGACUCUCCCCAACUUUGCCGCCCCCUCUCCCUGCAGACUGGGCUUGGGAGGAUGCCCCUCUCCCAGGCAUCCUUGCUAGGGAGCUGCAGCAGAAGCCCCUUCUUUCUUCCCAGGUCUUUCCUUCUCCCACCCACCCAUGAAAGAGAUUUAAAAAUACGUAGAAAAUCAACACUCAUUGAAAGCAAAACCUCAUUAAGGCAUCCUAUCUUCCAUCAUUCAAUUUGUUGAACAUUGCAACAAUUUAAUAUCUUGAAGGAAAUAUCACUGACAUGAUUUAUCCCUCUAGCAAUCUCUCUCCGAAAUGGGGGUGGUGGUGGUGGAAUUUACUCUCUCUUUUGGCCUGUUCUACACAUGCUACCUCUCCCCCUUAGGGCAGAAAUGAGGCUGGGAGCUCUGAGAGGGUUUGCCUGUGUCCAGGGGUGCACUGACUUGUUCCUUAGCUCAGCCCUCUGGGAUUUCUCUCGCCCAGCUCUCUCUCCCUCUGCAUCUUGCCCUCCAGGGGGCCUGGAGCCCCAGCCAGCUGUUGGAAACCUCUGCCCAGGCAUGCCAUGAAUUCGAGGACAGCUGGAUUCGAGACCGAAAAGCCAUUCACGCUGGUGUCUGUUUGUGUACCUGCCAUGUCACCCCCAAUAUGAGAUAACAUCUCAAAAUUUCCCUCUUAUUUUAAGAAGCUUCUCUACCCUUUUACCUUCAUCUCCUCGGGGAGAACAAAGUAUGGUCUAAGAGGAGGAACCUUUCUAAUUAUAGGGGUCUCACCCCCACCCUUUUUAAUGGCAACAAAUUCCCCUCCUUGCUGCACGAUGGGGGAUGUAGUUUUAAGACACAACACAAAUCGUCUGGCAGGAAGACUCUUCAAUUCCAUAACGAGGUUCAUGUAUUAACUAACAUGUUGUCUCCACCAGCUCCUACACAUUGUCUGCUUUUGGGUUCAAAACUUUAUUUUUCCCCCCUAGCGACACUCCAGGGAAACCUUAACGUUACAGAAGAUGAAUAAACGAGUUUUUUCCCAGCGUAGUCCCGUUUAUGGCUUUAUUGCUACCCAUUGAUUACUCCGCUUUGUUACACAGAAGGAAAAGAUCAUAAAAUCCGGCGACAUCCGGGUUCUUGUUAUAGCCAGUCCCCCCCAAAAAAAAUGGGAGGGGAAAAUAUGAGCUUUCACUGCUUGCUCCCUCUCCUCGCCCCAUCGCCCAUUCUUUGUCAACUCAAAGCAUUUUCAGCCUAUGUCACGAUAUCAAAUUAAGUUUGGAUUAAUCAGGAGAAAAACCCCAUCUGCACACCUUCCGCUGGUUCAGCUCGCUCCCUGCGGCUCCCUGAGAAGUCUCGGCCUCAGCUGCCUUUCCCUAACCUCCUCUUCCUUCUUCUCAGCCCCAAGGUGGAAAACAUGGGGGUAGGGGCUGCUGAGAGGCUGGGCCCCACCAGGUGUGGCGGGUCCUUGGGUGAGAGCCCUUGGCUGGAAUCUCCCAGCCCCAGAGCUCUGGUCCUGGGGCGCCUCCCUUGGCAGGGCAGGGUCUGGAGGGGCCAGGGGGCUUCUGACCUGUGCAGGGGCUUUAGCCUAACUGUCCAUCAGAGCCCCACCAGCCUUCUCUGGCAGGAUCCUGUGAAUUACCCCACCAGCCCUGGCUGCCUCUAAAUCAUAAAUUCUCACCAACAUAAACAGGAGUUGAUGUGUCUAGUAAGACUCUCAGAGUUCUUUCUUCUUCCUCUCUCUCUCUCUCUCUCCCACCUUUACUGCUUUCUCUCCUUUUUCUAUUGUAUUUUUGUACAUUAUUCCCUUGUAGGCAAAAAUGCUGUAGGAUUCCCCCCACCAAAAAAAAAAAAAAAAAAAAAACGGGGGUCCUGAGGAGGCAGAGGGGCUUAGGAGGAAAAGGAAAGCAAAUGUAUAGCCUGUGUGUCCACUUGAGCUCUGCCACUGCACCUCAAAGUCUCACUGUCACCCCUUUAGUCUGCAUUGUUUCCCACAUCCCUCCUGUACCCCAAACUCUCAGUCACACUCUCCUUCCGCUGAAAGCCACGUUUUAUUCCAUUUCUUUCUACUUUUGAUUUUUUUUUAAUUGCUGGGAAAUGAUUUAGUGAUGAAGAUCACUCCAAGAGUGUCAAAGCAGGAUUUCUGGUAGGAUUUCUGGGGGUCCCCCUGAGUAGGGAGGGAUCUCCUCCCAGAGAGAAAUCAGGGUGUGAUUUUAGAAGGGGGGAAAUAUAGAUGAAAUCAGAUUAAAAAAAAAAAUACAGACAGGGGUUUCUGCAGCCCUGACUCUGGCCACAGCACAGCAAAGUUAGCUGCUGGGGCUGAGGGACUUCCUGGGCGUGCAGCUCGCCUGCCUUUGGCCGCAGGGCCCUGCUCGCCGCCGGUCCCCCUUCCUUCACCUCCAAAUCAGUUCUCUUCCAUAUAUAUUUUAAAAAAGAAACCCAAGUCUUACUUUCAAAGCACACACUUAGUCUCAACUAGGGAAUCAACAGAAGCAGAAGCGAUUUUUUUCCCCCUUCUUGACAUCUGGCUCGCGAUUGGCUGCAAGAGGGUCAGCUGACUUUGUCAUUUUGUCUGUCCUGGAUUGGAGCCGUCCCUAUAACCAUCUAGUUCCGAGUACAAACUGGAGACAGAAAUAAAUAUUAAAGAAAUCAUAGCCCGACCAGGUAAAGGCACAGGGAUGAAUUCCUACUUCACUAACCCUUCCCUAUCCUGCCACCUCGCCGGGGGCCAGGACGUUCUCCCCAGCGUCGGCCUCAAUUCCACCGCCUAUGAUCCAGUGAGGCAUUUCUCGACCUAUGGAGCUGCCGUUGCUCAGAACCGGAUCUACUCGACUCCCUUUUAUUCGCCACAGGAGAAUGUCGUGUUCAGUUCCAGCCGGGGGCCGUAUGACUAUGGAUCUAAUUCCUUUUACCAGGAGAAAGACAUGCUCUCAAACUGCAGACAAAACACCUUAGGACAUAACACACAGACCUCAAUCGCUCAGGAUUUUAGUUCUGAGCAGGGCAGGACUGCGCCCCAGGACCAGAAAGCCAGUAUCCAGAUUUACCCCUGGAUGCAGCGAAUGAAUUCGCACAGUGGGGUCGGCUACGGAGCGGACCGGAGGCGCGGCCGCCAGAUCUACUCGCGGUACCAGACGCUGGAACUCGAGAAGGAAUUUCACUUCAACCGCUACCUAACGCGGCGCCGGCGCAUCGAGAUCGCCAACGCGCUCUGCCUGACCGAGCGGCAGAUCAAAAUCUGGUUCCAGAACCGCCGCAUGAAGUGGAAAAAAGAAUCUAACCUCACGUCCACGCUCUCAGGGGGCGGCGGAGGGGCCUCGGCCGACAGCCUGGGCGGAAAAGAGGAGAAGCGGGAAGAGACAGAAGAUGAGAAGCAGAAGGAGUGACCGGGACGCCCCGCCACCCGCCCCUCGCCCCGAACCCCUCCAGAACCACACACUCCGUAUUUAUCACUGGCACAAUGGCUGUGUUUUGACUCCCUAAAACCAAAUUGAGGAGGCAGAUGUGGACCUGAAAGUCAACUCUGGACCCCCCCUCCGCACAAACUCUCGCCACCACGCGCCUCCUGCUCCCUGCUCCCUCCCCAGCUCGCUCGGCUUGUCUGCAGGCCCCUUCCCGGCCGAGGCCUCGGGGGUCGGCCCCUGAAUCUCACUGCGGAGCCCCCGUCUCCCUCCGCAGGAGACCUGGGCCUCCAGCCCCCUCGGCGCCCCCCUCUCUCCCCGCAGAGAGCCGGGUCCCGGGUCCCGGGCCUCCACUCCGGGCCUCUGGGCCCGGCCAGGCCGCCGGGGAGGGCGGGAGGCCCGAGGAGGGCGAGUCGUGGCCCCACAGCCACCCCCGGCCCGCCCCCCACCCCAGCCGCAGCCCCUGCCCUCCGCCCCAGCAAAUGCCCAGCCCAGGCAAAUUGUAUUUAAAGAAUCCUGGGGGUCAUUAUGGCAUAUUACAAACUGUGACCGUUUCUGUGUGAAUAUUUUUAGCUGUAUUUGUGGUCUCUGUAUUUAUAUUUAUGUUUAGCACCGUCCGUGUCCCAAGCCCAUCUUGAAAAAGGAAAAAAAAAAAAAGAGGGAAAAUUACAAAAAGAGAGAAAAAAAGUGAAUGACGUUUGUUUAGCCAGUAGGAGAAAAAAUAAAUUAAAAAAAUCCCCUCGUGUUACCCUCCUGUAUAAAUCCGACCUCUGGAUCCGUUCUCGAAUAUUUAAUAAAACUGAUAUUAUUUUUAAAAGUUUAUAUCGGGAUUUCUGUGAAUUCGCUCGCCCGCCGACCUGGGGUGAAAGUUGGAGCA
Talpa occidentalis (Iberian mole) is the source of this 7278-nucleotide messenger RNA. It is a transcript of the gene HOXC6, whose product is annotated as homeobox C6. NCBI's taxonomy places the organism in Eukaryota, Metazoa, Chordata, Mammalia, Eulipotyphla, Talpidae. Gene Ontology annotation, cellular component: nucleus. The transcript has 2 exons. The record is from RefSeq and is a predicted model, not a curated record. Gene Ontology annotation, biological process: anterior/posterior pattern specification; regulation of transcription by RNA polymerase II. The coding region runs from base 5679 to 6386 and encodes 235 amino acids. Gene Ontology annotation, molecular function: DNA-binding transcription factor activity, RNA polymerase II-specific; RNA polymerase II cis-regulatory region sequence-specific DNA binding.